AUGUCUGCAGCAACAGCAUCCAGCGAGGCAUCCACGUCGCAGCUCGCACCACCCUCUCAACCCUCCCAGGCCACCUCGAACGGCACCUCCGUCACAGAAGAUGAAGCGGCGCUGUACGACCGUCAGAUCCGUCUUUGGGGUCUCGCCGCACAGACUCGUCUGCGCUCGGCGCACAUCCUCAUCGUCGGCUGGAACGGUCCUGCGACGGAAAUCAUCAAGAACGCCGUCCUCUCCGGCGUCGGUAGCAUCACCAUCCUGGACCCAUCCCCCAUCGAUGCACGGGUGGAUCUUCUCUCCAACUUCUUCUUCCGGGCUGAAGAGGCCGGCUCGCUCAAGUGCAGUCGGGGCCCAUUGGAUCGCGUCCGGGCACUCAACCCGAACGUCAGAGUCACCGGCAUCGACGAUGUUGCCGACUACACGACGCUACUAGCGGGGGGCGAAGCGUCGGUGGCGUGGCUCACGGAGCGCUCUGUGGAUGUGGUCGUAGCCGGCACACCUCUACCUACACCCACCCAAACCGGACUCAUGCAAACCCUCGUCACCCUCAACACCACCACCCGGUCUGCAGGGUCAAAAUUCUUCCUUUCCGCAACCUACGGUCUUGGCGGGCUGUAUUUCGCAGAUCAGAUCGAGCACGAUUACGUCCUGGAGCGACCCAUUCCAUCCUCGACCGAAAAGGUCCGGGUGAAACGACGUCAGACCUUCCCCACCCUGACCGACUCUUUGGGUACAACGUUUGCAGGACUGACAGAGAGGCAGAAACGACGCACGCGAUUGCCGCUGGACUGGUUCGUCUUCCUCUCCCUCACCGACCUGCGCGAUCGUCUGCACCCGCAUGGCGCAGAUACAUCCAUCACGCCGGACGCCCUCAAGGCCCGCACUGUAGCGCUGAUCAGGGAGAAGGGUCUGUCGAGCACCACAAUUUUUGCUGCCUACGCCAAAGACGAACGGGAGGUGGAUAGGGUCUUCCAACGAAUCAUAGGAGAAGGUGGGAUGGGCGUCACGCUCGCCCCCGUGGGCAGCAUCUUGGGGGGCGUGCUGAGUCAGGACAUUUUGAACAGCAUCGGUGGACGAGAGGAGCCAGUGGUCAACUGGUUGUUUCUGAGCAUGGACGGGCUGGGUCAGGCGAACGUGGCUAGGAUCGGCGAGGUGAGUGCGCCGGUAGUGGUCGAUUAG
Kalmanozyma brasiliensis GHG001 is the source of this 1176-nucleotide messenger RNA. RefSeq names its product UBA/THIF-type NAD/FAD binding fold. The transcript has a single exon. Gene Ontology annotation, cellular component: SUMO activating enzyme complex; cytoplasm. Lineage: Eukaryota; Fungi; Basidiomycota; Ustilaginomycetes; Ustilaginales. Gene Ontology annotation, biological process: protein sumoylation. Gene Ontology annotation, molecular function: SUMO activating enzyme activity. The record is from RefSeq and is a predicted model, not a curated record. The coding region runs from base 1 to 1176 and encodes 391 amino acids.